UUUAGCAAAUGUUUAGUCUGUGCACUGCCAGACUAAAGGGCCGUAAGUCCAAUCCAAAUAUGAGGCGAAAAUCUGGCCAUUAUCGACAUCGACCGGCUUUUCGUUGUAAAGAUAGAAAUCUUUCUACAUCCCUCCCCACCCCUUCGUCGACUAAUCAGAGGGAAACGAAGAAUCCUAAAGAGGAUUUACCAUUUCCUACAACUGUUCUACUGAGCGACCGGUUCAACCACCCUCCAGCAGCCUCUGUGGACUCUGGCCUCUGUUCAACUCCGUUCUAUGUCAGAAAACCACUCCAAAAAGAAAUUAAGGUUUUUACAAAGAAUGAAGAAACAAGAACAUUGUAUGGCUUACCAGACUGGGGUGAGACUGCUGUCAAUGGAAGCCAUCUUUGGGUCACCAGCACGACAUCUGGAGACAUGUGUUACGUUGGAGAAAACGACUGUUCGAAACAAGGCCUUCGAAUGAAGUGUACGGCUUGUAAAAUUUCAGCUCACCUCGGAUGUAUCGGUACCCUUGUUGAUAAGAAGUUCUGCUGCAAGCCAACGUUUAAGGAUGUUGGGGUCAGGCAGUACAGAGAACAAACAGUGAUACAUCACCAUUGGGUUCACCGGCGCAAGCAGAAAGGUCGAUGUAGACAUUGUGGAAAGGCUUUUCAGUCCAAGCUGUCAUUCGGCAACAAGGAGAUUGUUGCUAUUAGCUGUUCCUGGUGUAAAUCAGCCUAUCACAAUAAAGAACCUUGUUUUAACUUGCAUAAACUAGAAGAAGAGUGUACUCUGGGAAUUCAUGCUGACGCCAUCGUCCCUCCAUCUUGGAUAGUCAAACUGCCACGGAAAGGAUCUUUUAAGUCAUCUCUUCGCAGUUCGCCAAAGAAAAUAGGAUCACCAAAGAGAAAACCCAAAAAAGAGAAUGGAAAAGAACCGCCAAGAACGUUCACAAUAAAGCCCAUUCCUUCAGCUGCAUCUAAACCGUUAAUUGUGUUUAUAAACCCUAAAAGCGGAGGAAAACAAGGGAUCAAAUUAAUUCGAAAAUUUCAGUGGUUGCUCAACCCUCGACAAGUAUUUGAUUUAUCUCGGGGAGAUCCAAGUGCUGGACUAGAAUUAUAUAAGAAGGUUCCAAAUCUACGGAUAUUGGCUUGCGGGGGGGACGGAACUGCAGGCUGGGUGCUGUCACUUCUCGAUAACGUAGGCAUAAAUCCUUCUCCUGUUGUUGCAGUAUUACCCCUAGGAACAGGAAACGACCUAGCUCGAAUUCUUGGCUGGGGUGGGGGUUACACCGACGAACCAAUUUCCAAGAUAAUCUCCAACAUUCAAACCGGAGAUAUUGUUCAGCUAGACAGGUGGGAUGUUACGGUUGAGAAAAAUCCUGAUGUUGAUUCAUCGAGUUUGGAAGGGGGUAAAGAGGACUUGCCUCUCAACGUUCUCAACAACUACUUUUCUAUUGGUGUAGAUGCUCACAUAGCUCUGGAGUUCCAUGAGGCGAGAGAAGCUCGGCCCAAUAGGUUCAAUAGCAGACUGAGAAACAAGAUGUUUUAUGGACAGGCCAGUGGAAAAGAUCUACUACAGAGAAAGUGGAAAGAUCUGUGUAAUUAUGUUUCCCUUGAAUGUGAUGGUCAGGAUUUCACACCGAAGUUAAAAGAACUCCGUAUCCACGCUAUUUUGUUUCUCAACGUUCCCAGUUAUGGCGGAGGAACUAGGCCUUGGUUACGUCCUGCAGCAGGUUUUGAACUUCAGAGGACGGAUGAUGGCUUGAUAGAAGUGUUAGGUCUCACUACAUAUCAGCUGCCGCUACUCCAAGCAAGAGGUCACGGUACCUGCAUUGCUCAGUGUCGGCAUGCCCGUGUUAUCACUACCCGUACAAUUCCUAUGCAAGUAGACGGGGAACCCUGCAAGCUACUACCCUCUAUAAUUGAGCUUCGACUCCGGAAUACAGCCAACAUGAUUGCCAAGUCUAAGCGGCGCGAUGAUGGUCAGAACAUGCCAGCGUUAGAAAAGCUAACAACUGAAGUUAGAAAGCUCAACCUUGAAGAAUACGAGUCCUAUCACUACGUCAAAGAACAACUGAAGGAAGCAUCUAUCCAUCUGGGAGAACUGUGCGUGUACCCUGAUACAGAUUUGGAACAAAUACGAACAAGAAUUAAUGCAUUCUUCGAGAACCCAGAAGAGACUUCACCAGGAGAAGGUUCUUUAAGUAGUCAAAGCUCUUGUCCAGAAUGGUGCUUCCUAGAUUCGUGUACGGCAGAAAGAUUUUUUCGAAUUGACCCGGCCCAGGAACAUCUUUACUACAUAGUGGACAUUUGUGCGGACGAGCUCUUUAUUCUUGAUUAUACUGCUACGUCUUCUGUUGACCCUAAUGACCAAGAGAGUGAAGAGUUCCUUGAAAACAAUGUCCAAGCAGUUUCUCCAAGCGGAAGCGAAGAAAUAUCUGGAAGUCCAGACGAAUCUUCGGAGUCCUUUCAGUCUGAUGACCAGGAAGAAAAUGUAUCGGAACACUCUUCAGAAGAUCAUUCGCUUUUCCACACUUGGAGAUGCGAUGAAGAAACUGCGAUAUAGCCAAGGAUAUUACUAUUUCAAGAUUUAAAGUCACAUGUCGGAUAUCCUGAUAACACUACUGAAGAACAAAUACGGAUUAACACUAAAUUAAGAAGUCGUAUCUUAACUUUUUAAUAAUCAGAUAAUUAUAUAUAAAAGAUAUUUUUCAUAAUUCAAGAUCUAGAUAUCUUUUUAUAUGAUAAUAACUAUCAAAGAAAAAAAUACUUGAAACUAUGAGCACCAGUAAUGUAUGUAUAAUUGUGGCACAUUUCGGUAACGCACCCCCCCCCCCCCCACAGCGUUGUAUCUGCGGACUUAGGACACUAGAAACCGGGUUUCGAUACCCGUGGUGGACAGAGCGCAGAUAGUCCAUUGUGUAGCUUUGUGCUUAAUUACAAACAAACAUAAUCAGCUAUGUUUUUUAUCACAAUUAAGCCCCUUUUUUCAUAUUUCUUAUCUUUAUUAAAGGGUCUUAUAAGUAUAAGUGAGUAAGAAUGCAUGUUUAUAUUAUAAAACUUUGUGAUGUUUAAGUUGUCUCUCGUAGAAGAAACAAAUAAAGCUGAAGGAGCUGAUGACUCAAGUUCUGGCCCUGCAUGACCAGGUGGUUAGGGCGCUUGACUCGCAAUUUGAGGGUCGCGGGUUCGA
Limulus polyphemus (Atlantic horseshoe crab) is the source of this 3173-nucleotide messenger RNA. RefSeq names its product eye-specific diacylglycerol kinase-like. The coding region runs from base 9 to 2549 and encodes 846 amino acids. Gene Ontology annotation, molecular function: ATP-dependent diacylglycerol kinase activity. Lineage: Eukaryota; Metazoa; Arthropoda; Merostomata; Xiphosura; Limulidae. The record is from RefSeq and is a predicted model, not a curated record. Gene Ontology annotation, biological process: intracellular signal transduction; lipid phosphorylation; diacylglycerol metabolic process. The transcript is spliced from 24 exons.